This is a messenger RNA of Exophiala spinifera, 1437 nucleotides long. RefSeq lists its product as uncharacterized. The transcript is spliced from 4 exons. The record is from RefSeq and is a predicted model, not a curated record. NCBI's taxonomy places the organism in Eukaryota, Fungi, Ascomycota, Eurotiomycetes, Chaetothyriales, Herpotrichiellaceae. Gene Ontology annotation, biological process: proteolysis. The coding region runs from base 1 to 1437 and encodes 478 amino acids. Gene Ontology annotation, molecular function: metallodipeptidase activity.
AUGGCGCCUCAGUUGGAACCCUACUUCAAGAAGGUCGAUGAACUGGCCGACUCGUUCAUCGAGCGCCUGCGCAAAGCGGUCGCCAUUCCCUCUGUGUCUGCAGACGAGGAGAAGAGAAAGGAAGUCGUACGGAUGGGCCAGUUCUUAGCCACUGAGCUUGAGUCACUCGGUGCCGAAGUACAGCAGCGACCCCUAGGCAAGCAACCAGGCAAAGAGCACCUCGAUCUCCCUCCUGUCAUCAUAGCACGCUACGGCAACGACAAGUCGAAACGCACCAUCCUCGUCUACGGACACUACGACGUCCAACCUGCGCUCCUCGAAGAUGGAUGGGCGACGGAGCCUUUCAAGCUGACUAUCGACGAUAAAGGCCGCAUGUACGGACGAGGAAGCACUGACGACAAGGGUCCUGUGCUAGGCUGGAUCAAUGCCAUCGAAGCACACCAAAAAGCCGGCGUGGAUUUCCCAGUCAACCUGCUCUGCUGCUUCGAGGGCAUGGAAGAAUACGGCUCCGAAGGUCUCGAUGACUUCAUCAAGGCCGAGGCCAAACAGUUCUUCAAAGACGCCGACGCCGUGUGCAUAAGCGACAACUACUGGCUCGGGACAGAGAAGCCUUGCCUCACGUACGGCCUCAGGGGGUGCAACUACUACUCGGUCGAGAUCGCCGGGCCGGGUCAGGACUUGCACUCUGGCGUGUUCGGCGGCACAGCACACGAGCCCAUGACCGAUCUCAUGGCCAUCUUGGGCAAACUAGUAGACGCCAAAGGGAAGAUCCUCAUCCCCGGUAUCAACGAGAUGGUCGCGCCCGUCACCGAGGAGGAGAAGGCCCUCUAUGGCCCCAUUGCGUAUACGAUGGAUAAUCUGUACGAGAGUCUUGGCAGCACGACGGGCAUCUUUGACGACAAGGAGCGUACGUUGAUGGCAAGAUGGAGAUUCCCUUCGUUGUCGGUCCACGGUGUCGAGGGUGGUUUCUCAGCCCCUGGUGCGAAGACCGUCAUCCCGGCAAAGGUCAUCGGCAAGUUCUCCAUCCGCACCGUACCAGACAUGGAGUCGCCAAAGGUGAACGAGGCAGUGUACAAGUACGUCAAGGACGAGUUUGCCAAGCUCGGAUCGAAGAACAAGCUGAACGUCUACUGCCAGCACGAUGGGAAAUGGUGGGUUGCGAGUCCUAAGCACUGGAACUUCUCGGCUGCAAGCAAGGCCGUCAAGGAGGUCUAUGGUGUCGAGCCAGACAUGACCCGCGAGGGUGGUAGUAUCCCGGUCACUCUCACGUUCGAGGAGGCAACUGGCAAGAAUGUGCUUUUGUUGCCCAUGGGAAGCAGCACGGACGCGGCGCACAGCAUCAACGAGAAACUCGACCGGAGGAAUUACAUCGAAGGUACGAAGUUGCUGGGUGCGUACCUCCAUUAUGUUGCAGAGGAGCCAAUGGUGGCUGCAUAG